Molecule: messenger RNA, 2574 nt
Organism: Rasamsonia emersonii CBS 393.64
Lineage: Eukaryota; Fungi; Ascomycota; Eurotiomycetes; Eurotiales; Trichocomaceae
Exons: 2
Coding region: 1-2574 (857 amino acids)
Source: RefSeq, a predicted model, not a curated record
AUGUCGAUAUCUUCCAUGCUGGGCUCGGAUGCAGACCGGCCAUCCCGCGAUCCGCCAUCAUCCUCCAUCUUUUCGCGUCCAUCCAUGUCGUCCUCUCCCUUUGCAUCCGCACACCCCCCUGCUGGCGCUGCGGGAGCCAUGUCCCCGCCCACCGCUCCCGCGCGGCCGGCGUCUUCCCUGGAUCAAUCUCUAUUCAGACGAUCGCAGACUCCCGAUAAGCUGUAUUCCAAGAAUAAUCAGCCUCGCCAGUCGAGGUCGGGGUCCGGGAGUGGGGCUUCGCAGCCGCCGCCGCCGCCCGAGGCUUCGAAAUUCGGUCCCUCGCGUGGCCCCCAGCCUUUCUCUCAGUAUUCCGACAAACCCUCAACCUCGCUGACGUCUCCCCCGGUUACUUCCGCCGAGUCUGGUUACAAUCAAUCUCCACGACUUGGCCUAAGUGGCCCCACCCCGAGGCCCAGCAGCCAGCCUCAGCAAGAGGAGGCGCGAGGUCCGGGAUUCAGUCCUCGAUCGCGGGCAUCCGGCGAGGGACCAUCGAGCAAUACCCAACGGCAAACAUCUUACCCUGAAGCACAGCGAUACAACGGUCUGUACUCAGAUAGAGCGAGAGAAGAGCAGGCGGCGCGCGAGCGGGAGAGAGGCGCCGGGCACGAGCCCGACACCAAAGCGCCCGGAGGCCCGUUGCACGGGCGAUACGGAUCCCAUUUUGGUGAUCGAGAAGCAGAACGACCGCAGAAUGCACCGCCAUGGGAUCCGGGACGGAGCUCACCCGAAUCUCGACGGUUCCCGGCUUCUUCUGAGCCUGGUUCCGGUUUCGGCUUUGGGGCCAUUCAGAGCUAUACCAAGUCCCUGGGAUCCCAGCUGGGAGCCUCUCGACCGCCCCCUCCGCCGCCGCCGGCCGCACCAUCACAGCACCACAGUAGUGGUGUCUCGAUCCAGCCGCGACAGGGCCAACCGACGCCGCCACCCAGCGAGCAACCGUACCUUAGCAAACUCCAAACUCAGCCCCGGAUCUUCUCUGCGACAUCGGCCCCGUCAGGAAGCCAGCCGUCCGCAUUGGGUGGAUCUACGGCGACAACUGAGGAACAGCGCCGGAAGGGCAGUGAUGAUCUGAUGCAGCAUCGGAGUCUCCUGGGACUUGGGGUCGAUGGCAAGCGGGCCGGCCGAGCUUCCCCUCUCCCGCAAGCGGUCCAGGGCGCCCAAGCCCAGCUCAUCGGACCGGCCGGCGAGGCCGGCAUCAAAGGAGAAUUGGGCCGCGUCUUCGCGGGCAUUGGCAGCGGCGUAGGCACGAGCACUUCUGGAACGGUGGGUAGCGGACCUUCCACGCCCAUGACCGCCAGCCCAUUCAAGCGGGAUAGUGUCGCGGCUCGAUCGGACACCACCGAUGAUGGAAGGGCCGGUCGCGGCGUGAUAGUAGGGCCCGGAAGGAAAAGAAGUGUGAAGGAGGAGGAGGCUCAGGGUGAAAACGGUGACCAGACCGCCGACCUCCGGGGUGCUGCUGUGUCUGCUCGAGGGGGUGCCCGACGGGGCCGACAUGUCCAUCAUCACCAUCACCAUCACCACCAUCAUCGACACAAGACCGACGAGGAGGCAUCCCGUACCCCGUCGUCCUCGUUAAAUCUCUACGGAAGAACGGGCACGCCUACGGAGGCAGCAGCCGGUGCCGGCUCCAGCGCCGGAACAGCGCACCACCACCAUCACCAUCACCAUCAUCACCACCUCCCACGGCCAGCAUCCUCCGCUGUCAGCGCUACUCCGGCACCAGCGCCUCCGCGUGAGCCGCAGACGAUCGUUAAUCUGGAGCCGCUGCUGAAGAGCGUCGCACACCUUCCCCGGCACCAUUUGGGGUCGACUCUCUACGCGCCACGCAUCGGGGUGCCCACUCCCAAUGCGCCGCUGGAAAGCCAGAAGUUCGGUUACACCACUACGCCGGUUCCGAUCCCGCGUUUUGAAGGGAAAGAGAACUGUACGUUUACGGUCCGUGUGCCGCGCUUCCGCAUCGACGCGAGCCACCGGGAAGAAAUCUGUGCUCGCCGGGCACUCUGGGGAACCGGGGUGUACACGGAUGACUCGGAUCCGGUGGCGGCGGCGAUCCACUCGGGAUUCAUCCGGGGUGAAUGGGGAGAAGAUGUAGACAUCUCGAUGCUGGAUCUGGAGAUCAAGGAUACCUAUCAGCAUGCGCCGAAGAUUCCUCCCGAUGCGCCGCAGGAGGCGCGGAUCCCGCCAGUGCCGCCCCCGGACAAGGACCUGCAUAUCACGCUCCUGAUCCUGCCGCGCCUGGAACGGUACGAGUCGUCAGUGAUGUUUGGGCUCAAGUCGCGGGCGUGGGAUGGCACGCACGACGGCAUGAGCUUCAAGGUGGAGCGGAUCGAGUGGGUGAACGAAGGGUCGACGCGGGGCGAGGAGCGCAGCGGAGAGGCGCGGCGGAAGCGGCUGCGCAACAUGAUGCGCACCGGGCGUAUCUGCACAGGGCCCAACCUGCUGCGACUCCGCGGGGGUCCUACGAGGCUCAGCAACAGCGAGGGCGUGGCGACGACGACGACCGCGACGACCUCGGCGCCGGUCGAGUCCGUUUCUUGA